Molecule: messenger RNA, 672 nt
Organism: Tinamus guttatus (white-throated tinamou)
Lineage: Eukaryota; Metazoa; Chordata; Aves; Tinamiformes; Tinamidae
Gene: PROCR
Product: protein C receptor
Biological process (GO): negative regulation of coagulation
Molecular function (GO): signaling receptor activity
Source: RefSeq, a predicted model, not a curated record
AUGCUCGUCCUCCUGCUCCUCUGCGCGGCCCUGGCGUGCGGCGCCGAGCAGGCGGCCCCGCUGGCCUUCACCAUGCUGCAGGUGACGCGCGUGUCCAAUGGGCGCUCCAGCUUCUGGGGCAAUGCGACGCUGGGCGGGCGCCCGAGCCACCGCCUCGAGGGACACAGCCUCAGCCAGCUGCUGCCCCUGGAGCCACCGGCCACCUGGGCACGCAGGAAGGAGGAUGUGGCCACCUACCUGGACUACUUUGCCAACAUGGUCAAGCUCAUCCAUAUGGAGAGGAACAUUGAAUACACACAGAUCCUGCGCUGCCGACUUGGCUGCCACCUCUUCCCCAACGGCACGGCCCGCAGCUUCUACGACAUGACCCUCAACAGCACGGCCUUCCUCACCUUCCACGUGCCCACGGCCACCUGGGAGUGCCGCUGGCCUCGCCAGGACGCCGUGGCCACCUUCACCCACCAGCAGCUCAUGAAGUACCCCGAGACCACGCGGGACCUCCAGCACUUCCUCAACACCACGUGCGUGGACGUCCUGAGGGCUCAGAGUGCCGAGACAGAGAAGCAGAGCGGCCGGUCACAUACACCGCUGGUGGUGGGUCUGACCUUCGGGGCCUUGGCCCUGGUGGCCAUGGCCGCAGGCAUCUUCCUGUGCACCGGUGGGAGCUGCUAG